Molecule: messenger RNA, 1163 nt
Organism: Cebus imitator (Panamanian white-faced capuchin)
Lineage: Eukaryota; Metazoa; Chordata; Mammalia; Primates; Cebidae
Product: swi5-dependent recombination DNA repair protein 1 homolog
Exons: 1
Coding region: 44-718 (224 amino acids)
Biological process (GO): double-strand break repair via homologous recombination; positive regulation of DNA-templated transcription
Cellular component (GO): Swi5-Sfr1 complex
Source: RefSeq, a predicted model, not a curated record
GAUUUACGGCCGCUGCUGCGCGCGGUUUUUGCUCUCGCUGGGGAUGGCAGAGCGAGAGAAAAACCAAGAUUUCAUUUUCAAGAUGGAAAGUCCAUCAGACUCAGCUGCGGUUUUACCUAACACUCCUCAGCCUAUGAGUGCAACACUUAGAGAAAGAUUAAGGAAAUCAAGAUCUUCAUUUAAUUCCUGUUACAAUGUGGUGAAACGUCUUAAAGUAGAGAAUGAAGAAAAUGAUCAGACCUUUUCAGGGAAACCAGCAUCUUCCACAGAGGAAAACUGUUUGGAAUUUCAAGAAAGUUUUAAAUACAUAGACAGUGAAUUUGAAGAAAAUACUUUGAAGAAUCUCAGUGUCUGUGAAUCUCAGUCGCUUAAUUCUGGGUCAUGCAGUGCUCUCCAAAAUGAGUUUGUGAAUGAGAAUCUUCCCAAACAAAGAUUAAGCGAUGAAAAAGCCAAAUUGGUGAAGCAGGUUCAGGAAAAAGAAGACCUUCUUCGGAGGCUAAAACUAGUCAAAAUGUAUAGAUCAGAGAAUGAUCUAUCUCAGUUACAGUUGUUAAUAAAGAAGUGGAGAAGAUGUAGCCAACUGUUGCUUUAUGAGUUGCUGUCAGCUGUGUCUGAAGAGAACAAGAAACUAAGCCUUACUCAAUUGAUAGACCACUAUGGGUUAGAUGAUAAAUUGCUACACUAUAACAGAAGUGAAGAAGAAUUUAUAGAUGUUUAAUUCUUGAUAUUUGCUCCAGAAUAUCUUUGAUAAUGACAACUUAAUUAAAAGAUAAUUAUGCAUUUUAAAAGGAAAAUAGAAACCAUUAGGGCUCAGAGGAAGGUAUUCCGAUACACAUCAAUUAAGGGCACUCUAAUAUAUAAAUUAUAAACUAAGUUCUAAAAGGAAAAUUAGUAUUUUGGAUAGAUUGCCAAAGAAAAAUUGACAUUUAUAUCAUGUUUAAAAAGUUAUUUGGGCAGUUCCGGAAACUAUAGUUUUAAUACAUUUGUUUUUUUGUGGCAAAAAGUUUUAUUUUAAAUGUCAAAAAUUGUCCGGUCUGGUGAAUGUCUAAAGUUUAAAAAUUUCUGCCUCUCUCCUAAGUUUAUGCACCUUGUUUCCAUCCAUUUACCACAUAUUUUCAUCUAAAAAUCUAGCAGGUCAUUAAACUCAUAUGUCCAAAACUGUA